Messenger RNA from Scatophagus argus, 2030 nucleotides. RefSeq names its product butyrophilin subfamily 3 member A2-like. The transcript has 6 exons. The record is from RefSeq and is a predicted model, not a curated record. NCBI's taxonomy places the organism in Eukaryota, Metazoa, Chordata, Actinopteri, Scatophagidae. The coding region runs from base 295 to 1383 and encodes 362 amino acids.
AGUGUGUAAAUGUACUGCUGGUGUUCAUCACAGAGUUCAGCCUCUUUUGAAUGUGUUACUUAAUGCUGUGAUCAACAAAUACAUUUUAUUGUGCUUUUUAUAAAUAAAGUCUUACAGUCUGAGCCUUACUGGUUUAUCUGCAGGUACCCAUGUUGGUUUUUUUUAUCAAAGUGAAAAUGAAGGCAGGAAGUGAAGGUCUCUAACUACCAUAACCACAGUCUCACUUUGCUGUUGUGCUCUCACACACACUUUGUCCUCUGAGGUGUCGACUUCUGUUUUCCCAUCAGGUCCAGGAUGCUGGGAGCAGCUGUUUUAGUGUUCCUCAGGACCUUCAGGAUGUUCCUGUUGCUUUGCACCAACAGUCUGAUACUGAAGUCCUCUGGAGAUGGCUCCAUUUCUUCCUUUCAGCCAAUCACAGCCCUGAGGGGUGAUGAUGUCAUUCUGCCCUGUGGUCUUAAAAAUCGCACUGAUGUCAGUUCUAAGACGGUGGUGUGGACCAAACCCAGUCUGGACCCAGUGUUCAUCCAUGUUUACCAAAGUGGACGGCUGGUCCAUGAGGCUCAGCAUCCAUCUUAUCGGUACCGCACGACUCUGUUUGAGGACCAGCUGGUGAAUGGAAACGUCUCCCUGAAACUCUUCAGAGUGAAGCUCUCUGAUGCAGGAACAUACGUUUGUUCCAUUCAGUCGAUGGAGACGGAAGCUUCUGUCCAACUCAGUGUUGGUGCUGCCUCCUCACCUGUCAUUGGUUUGGCACAGUUUGAUGGAGACGAAGGACGUUGGGUGUUACGCUGUCAGUCCACAGGCUGGUGUCCAAAGCCUGAGCUGUCCUGGCUGGACUCUGAGGGACACGUCCUCCCUGCUGGACCCACACAGACACUCAGAGGUCCUGGUGACCUCUAUAGUGUCAAUAGCACACUGACUGUGGACGAGAGAGACGGCAUCAGGUUCAUCUGCAGAGUCCAACAGAAGGACAUCAACCAAACGAGAGAGACGCACUUCCAACUCCCAGCUCAUCUCAACACCCCAACUUGUUGGACUUGGCUGUGGGUCCUCUGUGCUGUUUCUGCUGUUCCUAUUCUAUUCUUCGUUUGCGUUGCCAUCAAGAUAAUAAUUAAUCACUGCACCAGGAGAGACAAGAGACCAGAAGCCUGGACCAGAGACCAGGACUGGUACAGGGUGAAGCAUGUUGCCAAAGAGACAGCAGAAACAAUCACAGCUCAGGGGAACACAAAGGAGAAUGAAGGUGAAGACCAUCACAUGUUGGAUGGAGUGAAGGUUCACUUUCCACUGAAGGCAUCAAACAUGAAUGGAAAAAUGUCAGUUUCCUUAUCAGUUAGUGAGAGUGAUGAACAUGUGACUGACAUGCAGACCAUCAGAGUUUGAAGAGUUCAUCUGUAUAAGAUAAAAUAUCAGACGUAUGAAUAUUGUGUGACUGCUAACAUUUCAUCUUGUCAGAGUUCUUCAUUUAUGUUUUGUGCAAAUACCUUGUUUGACCACAAGGGUGCAGUAUAUUCCUGUUUCUGUUUGAUUGGCCUCCACCCAGCAGCAGGUGAAUGAAAUAAGGUAUAAAUCAGUGUGAGUUAGAUGGUGGAAGCACAGCAGUUCUUACUGACAUCCAGAGGAAAGUCAGUGUUGUUGGGCUUCAGUUUCACAUCAACUUUCAUGUUGUUUCUGUUGCAAUAAUUGGGAUCAUCACCCAAAGGAGAACAGUUCUGUACAGUACUUUGUUUUACUUUGAAUCGAGUUAAGUUCAGUCCUCAACCCACCAUCAUGUGACUAAUUAAGUUGAGGUUUUGGACGGACACCACAGUGUGAUGUUGACACACAUGCACAUUAAUGUAUAUUGCCUACUUUUACAUUAUAUAUUCAUAAUUUAUAUUCUACGUUUACUUUUCUCCUCUAAAUUGUUCUGUUCUUUUGGUAUUCCUUAACUUUCAUUGUCAUUCAGUGUGGACAGCAAACUAAGACUGUCAUUGUAAAGGGAAACCCGUUUCCUGACUGCAUAUGACAAUAAAGCUUUGGAUGUUGAA